UUAUCAUGUUCUCUAAGUGAAUCACAUAACCACUUGUAGCCCAGAAGGAUUUCACUUCAGACAUUCUCUCACACACUCACAUGUACUUUCUUUCUUUCUCUCACCCUGUUUUCCAAACAUUUUGUGUCUCUCACUAAAUGAAUGAUUAAAAGCAAUACCAAUCUGUACUUUUGAGGCUAAAGUCACUGAAAAAUAUUACUUCCUUCCCUUUUUGACUAUUACUUGGAAAGAGAAAUAUUCCAGCAUAAGCGGCAACACAAGCAAACGAGAAGUAACAAAAUGUCAUUCAAGGUACUGAUUUUGGCUGUUUUGAUUUCAACUGCAUUGGCAGGACAAUGGAAUAGCCUAUGUGCUGGAAAUCCUUCUAAUACUAUCAGGAGUUGUGAUAAACAUGGAUGUGGACAUUAUGGUGCUUCUAGUAGAGGCCAACAAAUGCACGAUGGAGUGGAUGUAGAAUGCGCAGAUGGAUCAACUGUGUUUGCCCCUUUCACUGGAAAGAUUAUUCGUCAAGUAAAACCUUAUAGCAAAAAUAAUGCAAUUAAUAAUGGCGUACAGUUAUCUGGAGGAGGUUUCUGUGUCAAAAUAUUCUACAUAAAACCAGUUAAAUAUAGUGGUUCUAUCAAAAAGGGAGAAAAACUAGGAGUUCUAUUGCCUGUACAGAAGGUUUAUCCUGGUAGCCGGUCACAUGUACACAUCCAGAAUUGUGACCUGAGUGAUCCUACUGGUUAUUUGUAAAUGGAAAGAUGAAGACAAACUUAAAGGAACAACAGCAGCAGCUUAUUAAACUUUUCCCCCUGCAAUCUAUUUGCUUUUCACUGAACUCAUGGUCAUAUAAGAAGCUGGGCAUAGUGCACCAAUGUUUUGUUCACUUGAUGUUGGGAAAGACAUUUUUUCCCCUAUACUUUCUAUCCUAUUUAUUUUCCACAGACGGGAUUUUGGGUACCUUUCCUUUACUCUUUCUUAUUUUUUCCCGAGGCAUAUCUGAAAUAAAUAUACUCACCACACUUUA
Messenger RNA from Trichosurus vulpecula (common brushtail), 1009 nucleotides. Its product is annotated as leukocyte cell-derived chemotaxin-2-like. NCBI's taxonomy places the organism in Eukaryota, Metazoa, Chordata, Mammalia, Diprotodontia, Phalangeridae. The record is from RefSeq and is a predicted model, not a curated record. The transcript is spliced from 4 exons. Bases 280 to 735 code for a protein of 151 amino acids.